UUGUAUUCAGAAUUCUUAAACAGAAUAACAAGCCACUGUUCAUAGAGGUUAUUCUGUGGGGGAAAAUAACUAAAUCCCUGCUUUGUUUUCUGUUGUAGGCAGUGGCCACAACUGAGGAGCCUGAUGUGCACCGUAGGUGUGAAAGCCAGGCUGGCAGCAGCCUCGGAGAUGAAGAUACGCGUCUGGGGCCUGUGGACACGGAUGUGCAUGUGGGUUUGAACCCAGCUGCCUUGUGGCCACGGGCUCCCAGCCCCGAGAACAUGACAACAGCCCAGAACGGCCAUGGGCGACUUGCCGCUAUCCCAUGUUCUGUCUCUGAUCCCAAAGACCCCAAAAUGGUGACUUACCCAGCAUGUCAGAAUGGAGGCUGCAGCAGCAGCUACUGCGGGGAGGUGGAAGCCCAGGAGGCCAGACUCAGCCCUGCCAAGCUCAUGCGCCUCUUCUCCGUGAGUAGGAAGAGGACCAGCACCAACCCGGAGAGGCCCCGCUCCAUGGUCCUGAUGGGAAAUUCCUCCACCUGGAAUGCCCUUGCCUCCUUUCGGAAAAUGGGAUCUUUCAAAAAACUGAAGUCCUCCGUCCUUCAAGGAAUUCAGAACCGAGAGGGGUCAGAUGCGGCAAAGGAAGACCCCCCGGAACGUGAUCCAGGGAAACCCAUCCCAAACGGUGCUGCAGUCGGAAUGCAAACCAGCAGGUACCCCUCCUCGGGACCAGCAAGUGACGCCCCGAAGGCAGGGCCAGGGGGCGCGUCGGACUGCUCCGACCCCGAGGAGGCCGACGACGCCUUCCAGAGGAGCACCCAUCGGUCCCGCAGCAUCCGCCGCGCCUAUGGACUGGGCCGCAUCAGCCUCCUGGAUUACGAGAAGCAUCAAGGGUCCCAGAACCACGUUCGGCCGCUGGCCUCUGUCACCCAGGAGCCCACCGCGUGUGAGAUCCUAGUGAAGGACUCCGAGAACAAUAGCAUCAUCUACAGGAAAAGCAAGAGCACGGAUAACUUGAACUUUCUGAAGAAGAGCUCCUUCAAACGGAAGUCCACUUCAAAUCUCACGGACCUCAAGGGGGCGCCUGAAAAGCCAGCGCCCCGACGGACGCUAAGCAGUUCAUCUGCCGACUCGGAAAAGUUCGGUGGGUCCGAGAGGAGAACGAAACGCUGGAAGAGCCCACUGCGGGCCAAGGACUUUGACAGAGUCCUGAGGUUUGUGAGCAGCGCCACCGACGCGGCCUGGAGGAGAGAGAGCCCCAGGAGCGGGGCGCCCUCGCCCGGCGAGGCGAGCCAGAGGCUGCAGGUGCACAGCCGGCUGCACGACGCCUACUCCCGCCGCGUGUCCACCAGCGCUGAGCGCGAGUGGAGGAGGUGCACAGGUGCGCACGCCGGCUCGGGGUGCGGCCCGGCUGGGGCUCCGAGCCCCCAGGUGGACGUGGACACGGCCGUCUUUCCAAUGGAAGCCACAGGCUGCGGGGCGCCCGGAAGUGCCUGUCCUUGCACUGGCAGCUCCUCAGCGAGUCCGGUUGCCCAGGACUCCGACGAACGCCAAGCUGGCAGCCAGUUUACUUUCGAACCCGAGCAGCCGCUCACCCCCGCAAGGCCUACCACACCCAAGCCCCCUAGCCCUCAGAGCCCAGGCGCGGAAAAUGCCACGUGUCCCAGCAGCCUCAGUGCGCUGUCCCUCAGUUCAGUGGACAGUGAAGAAAGGGCAGAGGGGCCUGUGACCUCCCAGGAUUCUGUGCAAGCCGCGUGUGACAAAGGCAGUGAGAACGGCGUCAGCAGCCACCCUCAGCUGAGCCCCCACCUGGCGUCGGGUCCAGAGGAAAGGAGGGAGGAGGUAAGGGUUGUGACAGAGGAAUCCUGGAGGCGGGACUCAUCCCGGGAUGAAGAAAGGACGGAGUCUCAGAGGAUCACCAGGAGGAAAUGGGGUUCUGGGAGGAGAUCAAGGCCCCGACCGCUCUCUGACUAUGGCCAGCUGGCCACCCGGAGUCUGUCUAUUCCCGAAGACUCAGUUGCUGUGGACCCCCAGAAAGAGGACACCGUGGAGGGAGAUCGCCAGCCAAACACGGCCUCUGCAGACGCUGCAGACCAGAACCCUGCCAUGGGCUCCCCCAAAGGAAGCUGGAGAAGACGCCCCAUCUCCGUGAUAGGCGGGCUCAGCUUCUAUGGGAACAGCCCGACAGAGGAAAUAGAGAGUCUUCUAACCCGACCGGCAGCCAGGCCUCCUGUGCCCGCUCACCAGGUGCUGCCCUACAAGGCGGUUUCGGCCCGGUUCCGGCCCUUCACCUUCUCCCAGAGCACCCCCAUUGGGCUGGACCGAGUGGGACGCCGGCGGCAGAUGCGAGCAUCCAAUGUUUCUUCAGAUGGAGGUGCAGAGUCUGCGGCCUUAGUGGAUGACAACGGCAGUGAGGAGGACUAUAGCUAUGAAGACCUGUGCCAGGCCAACCCCAGAUACCUACAGCCGGGUGGGGAGCAGCUGGCCAUCAACGAGCUGAUCGGUGAUGGCAGUGUGGUCUGUGCAGAAGCCCUGUGGGACCACGUGACCAUGGAUGACCAGGAACUGGGCUUCAAGGCAGGAGAUGUCAUCCAGGUUCUGGAAGCCUCUAACAAGGACUGGUGGUGGGGCCGGAAUGAGGACAAGGAAGCCUGGUUCCCCGCAAGCUUUGUCAGAUUGCGUGUCAAUCAGGAAGAACUGUCGGAGAAUUCCAGCAGCACCCAGGGCGAGGAGCAGGAGGAGGAUGCCAGCAAGAACCGCCACAAACACUUGGAGAGCAAGCACCAGAUGAGGACCAAUGUCAUCCAGGAGAUCAUGAACACUGAGCGGGUGUACAUCAAGCACCUCAAGGACAUCUGUGAGGGCUAUAUUCGACAGUGUCGCAAGCACACGGGAAUGUUCACUGUUGCACAACUAGCCACCAUUUUUGGAAACAUUGAAGAUAUUUACAAAUUCCAAAGAAAGUUCCUGAAAGACCUUGAGAAACAAUACAAUAAAGAGGAACCUCAUUUAAGUGAAAUAGGAUCCUGCUUUCUUCAACAUCAAGAGGGCUUUGCCAUCUAUUCCGAGUACUGUAACAACCAUCCGGGCGCCUGCGCCGAGCUGUCCAACCUGAUGAAGCAGGGCAGGUACAGACACUUCUUUGAAGCUUGCCGCCUGCUCCAGCAGAUGAUCGACAUCGCCAUCGACGGCUUCCUGCUCACCCCAGUGCAGAAGAUCUGCAAGUACCCCCUGCAGCUGGCCGAGCUGCUCAAGUACACCACGCAGGAGCACAGUGACUACAGCAACAUAAAGGCAGCCUAUGAAGCCAUGAAGAACGUAGCCUGUCUGAUCAAUGAGCGCAAGCGCAGGCUGGAAAGCAUAGACAAGAUAGCACGGUGGCAGGUGUCCAUCGUUGGCUGGGAGGGGCUGGAUAUCCUAGACCGAAGUUCCGAACUGAUCCAUUCUGGGGAACUGACCAAAAUCACCAAGCAUGGCAAGAGCCAGCAGCGGACGUUCUUCCUGUUUGACCACCAGCUGGUGUCCUGCAAGAAGGACCUGCUGCGCAGGGACGUGCUCUACUACAGAGGCCGCACGGACAUGGAUGAGGUGCAGCUCGUGGACCUGGAGGACGGACGGGACAAGGACUGGAACCUCAACGUGAAGAACGCUUUCAAGCUUGUCAGCAAAACCACUGACGAAGUUCAUCUGUUUUGUGCCAAAAAGCAAGAGGACAAGGCGCGGUGGCUGCAGGCCUGCGGGGAUGAGAGGCGGCGCGUGCAGGAGGACCGCGAGAUGGGAAUGGAAAUUUCAGAAAAUCAAAAGAAACUCGCCAUGUUAAAUGCUCAAAAGGCAGGACACGGAAAGUCAAAAGGCUACAGCGGAUGCCCCGUGGCCCCGCCGCACCAGAGCCUGCACCCCCUUCACCAGCGCCACGUCACCGUGCCCACCAGCGUCCCCCAGCAGCAGGUGUUUGCCCUGGCCGAGCCCAAGAGGAAGCCGUCGCUCUUCUGGCACACGUUCAACAAACUCACCCCUUUCAAGAAAUGAAAACGGGAGGCCAUGUGUUGGCUGAGGUGUCUGUAAAGAGGAGAACCAUUUCUGUGUGUUCAACCCAGUGCUGAAAACUUCCUUUGGGGAUGGGUGAAGAAUAGAAGGUCUUGGACGUGACCGAGGUGCCUCUGAAGACCCAGCUCCUUGGAAGGGAGAUGGAGGUCAUGACGCAUGGCCCUGACGUCCACGAGACCCCUCUGGGACCUGUGCCAAGGUGGCUGGGCCGCAGGAGCCCGUGACCUGCUCUGCGGUGAAACUGAGCUGUGACCCCAGUGGGCAUCGCUGAUCACGGGCGCGCUCCCUGCUGCCAUUCCUGAGGAGGGCCUCGAUUACAGUGCCACUUUGGCAUGUGGAUUCCCAGGGGACAGUCGUGAUGGGGUUGGUACGGUAGCGUCUCGCCAGCACGGGAAGCUGUAGCUGUCUUCCACAGUAUUAGGCAACGUAGCGCCGCAGAGCAGAUGGCCGUGGCGUCCCCUGGUG
Messenger RNA from Neomonachus schauinslandi (Hawaiian monk seal), 4490 nucleotides. It is a transcript of the gene SPATA13, whose product is annotated as spermatogenesis associated 13. Gene Ontology annotation, molecular function: guanyl-nucleotide exchange factor activity; protein binding. Gene Ontology annotation, cellular component: cytoplasm. Gene Ontology annotation, biological process: lamellipodium assembly; filopodium assembly. The record is from RefSeq and is a predicted model, not a curated record. The transcript is spliced from 12 exons. Lineage: Eukaryota; Metazoa; Chordata; Mammalia; Carnivora; Phocidae. The coding region runs from base 261 to 4007 and encodes 1248 amino acids.